Messenger RNA from Myxocyprinus asiaticus (Chinese sucker), 2270 nucleotides. It is a transcript of the gene zc3h15, whose product is annotated as zinc finger CCCH-type containing 15. Gene Ontology annotation, molecular function: metal ion binding; mRNA binding. NCBI's taxonomy places the organism in Eukaryota, Metazoa, Chordata, Actinopteri, Cypriniformes, Catostomidae. Bases 102 to 1397 code for a protein of 431 amino acids. Gene Ontology annotation, biological process: cytoplasmic translation. The record is from RefSeq and is a predicted model, not a curated record. Gene Ontology annotation, cellular component: cytosol. The transcript has 10 exons.
CUGUGCUGCUAGCGCGGUUAGCCUUAGCUUACCGAUCACAUUCAUUACUACAAAUACGGUAUCUGUAAUUCUUUACUUUAUAGUGGUCUGUCUAAACCGAUAUGCCUCCGAAAAAGCCAGCUCAAGCUACAGGCAAUAAGAAAACCCAAGAGAAAAAGAAAGAGAAGAUCAUUGAGGAUAAAACCUUUGGACUGAAAAACAAAAAGGGAGCUAAACAACAGAAGUUCAUCAAAGCGGUCACACAGCAAGUCAAGUAUGGACAGCAGAAUGCACGGCAGAUUGCUGCCGAAGGUGAAAAGAACAAAAAGAAGGAUGACAAGAAGAAGGAGCUGUCUGAGUUGAACGAGCUCUUUAAGCCAGUGGUGGGCGCUCAGAAAGUCAGCAAAGGUGUGGAUCCCAAGUCAGUGCUGUGUGCUUUCUUCAAGCAAGGCCAGUGCACCAAAGGUGAUAAAUGUAAGUUCUCCCAUGACCUCAGCUUGGAGAGAAAAUGUGAGAAGAGAAGUGUGUAUGUGGACGGCAGAGAUGAAGACCUGGAGAAAGAUACCAUGGAAAAUUGGGAUGAAAAGAAACUUGAGGAAGUUGUGAACAAGAAACACGGAGAGGAUGAAAAGAAGAAGGCAAAGACACAAAUUGUGUGCAAGUAUUUCCUUGACGCCAUUGAAAACAACAAAUACGGCUGGUUUUGGGUUUGUCCUGGGGGAGGUGACAACUGCAUGUACCGCCACGCUCUUCCUGUGGGCUUCGUUCUGAAGAAGGACAAGAAGAAGGAAGAAAAGAAUGAGGAGGAGAUCUUGCUGGAGGAUUUAAUAGAGACUGAGCGAUCUGCCCUUGGACCAAACGUCACUCGAAUUACUCUGGAAACAUUCUUGGCCUGGAAGAAAAGGAAAAGGCAAGAGAAACUGGCUAAAGCAGAGCAGGACAUGGAGAGAAAGAAAGCCGACUUCAAAGCUGGCAGGGCGUUUGGAGUCAGUGGAAGAGAAGUGUUCGAGUUCCGACCUGAGCUUGUUAACGAUGACGAUGAGGAGGCUGAUGAUACUCAUUAUGCUACAGAUGAUGAUGAUGACAAUGAACUUUCUAAUCAGGUGGAGGAUGUAGAUGACGUUCAGGAUAUUGAUAUUGCUAGAUUUAUCCCUAAAGAAGUGGACAACGCAGGUAUAACAGUGGCAGCAGCUGACCGGUUCACUGCCAGAGCUCCUCCCACAAAUGACACGGAUGACAAUAAAUUGAGCGAGGCCUCAGGCGGCCCUAUGGAGAAUGGAGAACACAGCCAGGAUGAAACACUGGAGGACGGGGCCGAGGAGGAGUCAGAGGCAGUGCCAGUGGAUGAAAACCUCUUCACCGGGGAGGACCUAGACGAACUGGAGGAGGAACUUAACACACUGGACCUAGACGAGUAAAGACUGGGACUACUGCAUCAUUCAUGAACUACACAGGGCUUGAAGUGAAUGACAAUAUUUUCACAAAUAACUACGACCAAAAUUGCCAUGUCAGAAACAACAGCUCUGCCUGCGAUAUGCACCCUCAUCACUCGAGGUGUCCCGGGAAGCUACAGGAGAGAAUGGAGUACAUACGUCUCGUGUUCUUUCUCAAAUUUUAUGAUUUAAGUUUUCCCUUUUUUUUCUACCCCAAUAAAGCACAGUCAUGUGAGGGUCUUCCAUUUAGAUCUGUCUGGUUCCAUGUGGUUCUACAGCAGGAACAUAGUCAAAAUAUUGAUUAGGCUAUUGAUUUGAUACUUCUGCAUUCUCUCGAAAUAAGACUUGAUUUAAUGAUCAUCUUCGUAAGAUCAUGCUACUGAAAUAACAAAGCAAAAUUUAGAAUUUCCCUCUUCAAGCACUCUUGGAAUUGGGUUCCCCCCACUCUUCUGGUGAAAUGAAAUGUUGCUUUAAUGAAUACAAAGAAUUCAUUCUGUGGAAUCAUUUCAGUUUUUAAAAUGUAACCAAAUGCAUGCCUGUAUCAGGAUCAGAAUGUAAAUGGCGAAUAAGUGUGACGCUGACUUUCAAGUGUUCAAUAAUCAGUUGAUGAGAUUGAGGUAUCGAAUGUGAAAUCUCUUGGAUGCAGAUGUGGCAUCUGGCCUUACAGAAGGAGAUAUAGGAAAAUACAUCAUUGCUAGUAAGAUUUUAUGUUUUGGAGUGCUUUUGGGAAGCUUCAGAGAGCAAAAGAUGAGCUUGAAAGAUGAACUAGUAAUGUGUCUUUCCUUUUAUAUUUAAAUGUUUUAAACUGCCUUCCCACCAACACACCACAAAAAAUUGUAAAUAAAAGGAUAUCAGAUA